AUGCAAGUAAAUAGUGUAGAUUAUAACAACAACAAUAAAAGUAAAUUAUUUAAAAGAUUAAUACAUUUACAAUUUGUUAGAAAUCAAAUAUUUGGUUUUGUAAAGAUCAUCAACCGACAGUGUGCAGUUACAGUUAACAAUUACUUUUCAACUAAUCGUAGAUUAUUCUGUGAUUACAAUGACCUUGGAUGUUACCCACAUCAACUUAUCAAGUAUGGUUAUCACGAGAGAUACAAACAGAUAUUCAACACUGUCAUUAGAGAUCGACGACCGGGUUUACUACAGAGAUGGAAUCACUAUUUCUCUUUGAACUAUCUGUAUUACGUUAAUAGGAGAAUAAGAAUUGAGCGAUUCCAGGACUACAAUGAAAGUGAUUUUCAUAUCGAUGGUGGAUCACUCGAGACUAGUACCUAUGUUCUAUUCAAACAACUCUAUUUACAUUCUUUGAGAGAUGCUGCUCGUAUCGGUGCAUUAGAUCUCAUUGAAUGUGUAUUCAGAGUAUUCCCAGAUGAGUUGAAUAUCAGAUUGAUUUUAGAAAUAGCUGUUCAACAUGGUCAUCUUCCGAUUGUCGAAUUCUUUCAUAACAAUGUCAAAGAUGGAAGUGUUUUUGAUAAAAAGUUGGAUGAUUUAGCUCGUAGACAACGUAGUCAACCACAUUUGGUGGAUAUCGCAGCAAAAUAUGGACAGUUGGAUAUUUUAAAGUUUUUACUUUUCAAUCGAACUGAAGGUUGUUCAACUUCUACGCUUGAUGCCGCAGCAUAUAAUGGACAUUUACCAAUCGUAGAGUUUCUUCAUCAUCAUCGAACAGAGUGUAACGCCAAUACCCACGGCAUGGAUGCAGCUGGUGAUGGACAUCUAGAUGUUGUUAUCUUUAUCCACAACAAUCGAACUCAUGAAACUAUUUCCAAAUCCUCAUAUAAAUAUGCAAUCAGAAGAAAUCAUAUUGAAGUUGUUAGAUUCCUAUUGGCCAAUAGAACAGAGAGACCUCCACUGAAAUCUCUUAUGUUGGCAGCGAGUUACGGUCAUCUUGAUAUGUUAAUGUUGCUGUUAUCAGAGCCAUACCGUCAAUUCUAUGAGAUAGACAAUACGGUGAUGGAGUAUGCUGCGGGUAACGGCCAGUUAGAAAUCAUUCGGUUCCUUCACGAGAAUACCACUGCACAGUGUGGAAGCGAUGCAAUGGAUUUCGCAGCGGAAAUGGGUGACCUGGAUGUGAUCAAAUUUCUCCAUAUCAAUCGAACGGAAGGCUGUUCUCCAGAAGCGAUGGGGUCGGCUAUAGAUAAUAAACACUUUGAAGUUGUCCGAUUCCUUGUGGAGGUCAGACAUUGGGAAAUCGAUCAAUCGAUCGUAGGUCAGUUAGCGUUUAAUACAAGUUUCGCAAUAUUCAAAUAUCUCUAUGAGAUUGCAGUGGCAUUAGAGAAUUUACAUAUCGAACCAGCCAAUUUCCAAAUAGAUAGUUAUUUUGGUAAAGAGACCGAUCCAACUGUUUUCAAUUGGUUCCAAGAACAUGGAUUUCAAAUCUCAGGCGCUGCAUAUUAUUUUGCAACCAAUAUUAAUAAUAAAGUGGCAAUCCAAUGGCUUCACGAGAACACAACACAUCCAUUUACCGUUGAGAACACCGAGGCAGCAAUUGCCAUAGGUUCUCAUUCGAUUGUUGAAUAUCUCAAUGAAGUUGGAGCACCAUUCCCAGAAUUCCCAAUGGAUAAAGCGUUUGAUCUGCCAAUGCUCACUUUCCUCCAUCGAAAUCGAACGGAAUCACUCACGAUUCAUGCGAUGGACAAUGCAAUCAAUCGAGGUGACAUUCAAAUGAUUAAAUAUCUCAAAGAAAACAACUUUGUUAUUCAAAAAAGCCAUACAGAUUCAUAUAGAGUUGAUUGGAAUAGCCUUUGUAGUGGAUACAAUUCAAGACUUGCAAUAAUCAACAGUUUGCAAAUAUAA
This is a messenger RNA of Heterostelium album PN500, 1935 nucleotides long. Its product is annotated as ankyrin repeat domain-containing protein. The record is from RefSeq and is a predicted model, not a curated record. Gene Ontology annotation, molecular function: protein binding. The transcript has 2 exons. Lineage: Eukaryota; Evosea; Eumycetozoa; Acytosteliales; Acytosteliaceae. The coding region runs from base 1 to 1935 and encodes 644 amino acids.